This is a messenger RNA of Funneliformis caledonium, 329 nucleotides long. Lineage: Eukaryota; Fungi; Glomeromycota; Glomeromycetes; Glomerales; Glomeraceae. The record is from the annotation of a GenBank genome assembly.
UUAAUUAUGGUAGAGCCAUAGAUGUUGAAGUUGGCGACGGUGAUUACACCUUUAGUCCCAGUUUCGUAGUUGCAUAUUAUGAUGAACCUGUAACAUUUAUAAGAAUAGGCACUAAGACUUUUACACUCUAUGAAUCAGAUACAUCACAUUGUACAAAAUCCGAAAGACCUGACGCUUUUUAUGCAGUAUUAACGGACGAACAGCCACGAGCUACAUUUAAAGCUAAAAAUACCGGAAGGAACAAAUUUUAUAUAUUUGUUAAUAAAGGUUGUGAUUUUCGUAGUAUAUUUAAAAUUAGCGCCAGUGAAAAUCCGGAUCAACCCUCGAAA